Gallus gallus (chicken) is the source of this 4864-nucleotide messenger RNA. It is a transcript of the gene GRHL1, whose product is annotated as grainyhead like transcription factor 1. Gene Ontology annotation, cellular component: nucleus. Lineage: Eukaryota; Metazoa; Chordata; Aves; Galliformes; Phasianidae. The transcript is spliced from 16 exons. Gene Ontology annotation, biological process: regulation of transcription by RNA polymerase II. Gene Ontology annotation, molecular function: RNA polymerase II cis-regulatory region sequence-specific DNA binding; DNA-binding transcription activator activity, RNA polymerase II-specific. The coding region runs from base 554 to 2470 and encodes 638 amino acids. The record is from RefSeq and is a predicted model, not a curated record.
ACCCGUCGGUGCGGCGGGCUGCGCGCUGCUCUCUCCGCUCGCCCCCGCGCCCUCCCGACCCGCCGGGCCAGUUCCGCCGCCCGCUGCCUCCGCCAGACAUGACACAAGACUACGACAAGUGAGCGCGCGGGGCGGGGAGGGCCGGAGCCGCGGCCGGUCCGACCGGCGCUGCCUCCGGGGGUCGGGGGGUGGCGGAGCCGGGGGAGCGCCGCGGCGCGGGGGGCUCUGGGGGCCGCCCCUCCAUCGCCUCGGGGGGGGCGGCGCGACCCCCGCGGCCAUCCCGCCCCUCUCCCCCCGCCCUUAUCUCCGGCGGCCGAUCAGCGGCGAGCGCCGGGGCAGGGCCGCUUUGAAACCCGACACCGCCGCCGGGCGUGGGGCAGCGCCGCCGCCGUCCGCCUCCCGCCCCCUACCGCGCCUUAAAGGCGGGCGGCGGCCCCGGGCCGGCACUGCUCGGUGCGGUGCGGCGCGGCGGGGCGGGAGCCGCCGCCUCAGCCCCUGACGGCCCGCCCGGCCCGGGCUCCGCGCGCGCGGCGGAGGGCGCUGGAGCGGCCUCAUGGAUUUCUACGAGGCGCACCCCUCCGGCAAGGUGGAUUUCGGCAGUAAAAGACCCGUGUUGGUUCUUCAGAAUGACUCUCUCUACUCCCAGAGACGUCCUUACACCAGCGAAGAUGAGGCCUGGAAAUCCUUUCUUGAAAACCCACUUACAGCAGCCACCAAAGCUAUGAUGAGCAUCAAUGGCGAUGAGGACAGCGCAGCCGCCCUCGGACUGCUGUACGAUUACUACAAGGUUCCAAGGGAGAGGAGAUCUUCAACAGCUAAACCAGAGGUUGAACAUCCCGACCAAGAUCAUAGCAAAAGGAACAGCAUCCCAAACGUGACAGAGCAGUCACUUAUUUCCACCGGAGAAAACAGAGUCCAGGUUCUGAAAAAUGUACCUUUCAAUAUUGUCCUCCCACAUACGCCCCAGAUGGGCAUGGACAAGAGAGGCCACCUUACAACCCCCGACACGACGGUCACCGUUUCGAUUGCAACGAUGCCCACCCAUUCCAUCAAAACGGAGACGCAGCCCCACGGCUUUGCAGUGGGCAUCCCUCCCAGCGUCUACCACCCCGAGCCCCCCGAGCGGGUGGUGGUGUUCGACAGGAACCUCACUCCUGACCAGUUCAAUUCCAACACCCAGCCACAGAACUCCCAGAGGCGAACGCCGGACUCUACCUUUUCAGAGACCUUCAAGGAAGGCGUGCAAGAGGUUUUCUUUCCUGCUGAAUUGAAUCUCCGGAUGGCCAACAUGAACUCAGAAGAUUAUGUUUUUGACAGCAUUUCAGGGAAUAACUUUGAAUAUACUCUGGAAGCCUCCAAGUCCCUUCGACAGAAACCUGGGGACAGCACGAUGACUUACCUAAAUAAGGGUCAGUUUUACCCAAUCACACUGAAAGAAGUCAGCAGCAGUGAAGGAAUCCAUCACCCCAUCAGUAAAGUCCGCAGUGUCAUCAUGGUAGUGUUUGCUGAAGACAAAACAAGAGAAGAUCAGCUCCGGCACUGGAAAUACUGGCACUCAAGACAACACACAGCCAAACAAAGAUGCAUUGACAUAGCUGACUACAAGGAGAGCUUCAACACCAUCAGUAACAUUGAAGAGAUCGCAUACAAUGCCAUAUCCUUCACUUGGGACAUCAACGAGGAAGCAAAGGUUUUCAUCUCUGUGAACUGCCUCAGCACAGACUUUUCUUCUCAGAAGGGAGUUAAAGGCCUGCCCCUGAAUCUUCAGAUUGACACCUACAGCUACAACAACAGGAGUAACAAACCUGUGCACCGUGCCUACUGCCAGAUUAAAGUCUUCUGUGACAAGGGAGCAGAAAGGAAGAUCAGGGAUGAAGAACGAAAGCAGAGCAAGAGAAAAGGCAAGUGCACUGACCCCAGCUCUCAGUUGAAUGCCUUUUCUGAUGUCAAAGUGCCAAUGCUUCCCUCACAUAAGCGGACAGACAUCACUAUCUUCAAGCCCUUCAUGGAUCUAGACACUCAGCCGGUCCUCUUCAUUCCUGAUGUUCACUUUGCAAAUCUGCAGCGUGGUGCUCAUGUCCUUCCUGUUGCUUCUGAAGAGCUAGAAGGUGAAAGCUCCAACCUGAAGAGAGGAGGUUACAUUGGCGAAGAGGACUUCAUGGCUACUCCCAACAAAAUGGCUAGAAUAGAAGAACCAAAAAGAGUGUUGCUUUAUGUCCGAAAAGAGUCAGAGGAAGUCUUUGAUGCACUUAUGUUGAAGACACCAUCUCUGAAAGGCCUAAUGGAAGCUAUAUCUGACAAGUACGACGUUCCUUUUGAUAAAAUAGGAAAAAUCUUCAAAAAAUGUAAAAAAGGAAUUCUGGUCAACAUGGAUGAUAACAUUGUGAAACACUAUUCUAAUGAAGAUACCUUCCAGUUGCAGAUCGAAGAAGUUGGAGGAUCUUACAAGCUGACUCUCACUGAGAUCUAAGAUCACGGAUCCUCUGUGGAUUUUAAGCACAGAUCUCGAGUGAUCGUUUUCCCAUGAUGUAGUGUGUUGGGUAAAACACUGAUCACCUUCUCCGGGAGCAAGUCAGGUGCCUGACUCGUUCUGGGGAUCAGAGAGGUGUUUUUGCUCGAUACCUUUGUGUCUCUGUUCUUUCUAGAGAACGUUGUAAUGCUCAUGGCCUUAUUUGCACUUGAAACCGGUGAGCAAAGAACAGCAAUUAAAUAGAGCAUGUAUAAAAGACUAAUAGAUAAGGGAAGGGGAAACCCUUGGAAGGUGGCCUUUUAGAGCGGUGAUGUCUUAUUUAUCUAUUCGGUACCCACGAUUGAGCCCGUUAUCAGCUAAUAGCGUUUUACUGGACUGUUUUCUGUUAGGUAGAGCUGCAAAACUACUGACUGAAACUGGUAGGAAUUGCGUGCAGGUCGGAGAAAAGUCAUCAUAAUGUUUACUCUAUCAGGGCAGGUUGUUGAAAUCACUUGUGUCGUUGGGGGGGGAUGUAAUACUGCCUUGCUUAUGAAGAACUCGCCUUAGUAACUGUGUGAACUCUCAUCAGAUGAAGCUAUAUUGUAUAUAAGUGCAAUAUAUUUUUGAAGGUUUGUAAAUGUGUACAUACAAGUGAUAUAUAAUAUAUAUAAAAUACGGUGUUUGUGUAUAUACCAUGAAUAUAUGCAAAGAAGCCCAUCUAAAAGGAUGCCAUAUACAGAGAAAACAGAUAUUUAACGUAGCUAUUUAAGAAAAGGACGAAGCCUUAACAUGCACCGAAGGUGAGCACACAUUGGUACGUUCGUAGAACGCACAGAGACCUUGCUGAGCAUGCAUUUUCCUGCGUGGAGGGAAGGGUAGCAGCUCUCCUCAACCCCUCUGGACAGCAAGGCACCGGCAGCACUGUCUCCUGCCUGUCCCGGCUCUGAGCAGCGGUGUCCUGCUGCCCACAGGGGGUGGUCUGGGCUGAGGCCGAGAGGCUGUGCCCCCGAGAAAAGCUGAGCACAUUCAGGUUCCUUCAGACCUCACUUUGAGGGGUGAGGAAGUCUCCUGCAGGGUGGAUUUCUGUGUGGGGCGGUAUGCUUAGGGUUCCCCCAGACCUCUGCCAAGCCCUGUGGCAGCAGCUCGGUCUGGGGAAAUCCAGUGCUUGGCAAGGUGUUGGGUGCUGCAGCGGAGAACCGGGGCCACGGACAGGCUGAUUGCUGCUGGUGUGCAUCGUGCAGCACCGAGCUGGUGGGAGAACCAACGAGGGCAGCUGGUAGCAGCAGUCGGCCUGGUCCCAGCUGCCAGAAACCAAAACCAGCCACUGCGGUAGGCUCUCUGGUGCUUACUCAUUGUGCCUUUUGUGCUUAGGAAGGGAAGAUGCCCUCUGGUUAGCAGCAAGGCAGAGGUGCACAGCCAUGGCUGCAGCCGCCUGCACCGCAGGGUGGGACGUGAGCAGCUACGAAGCACCGGGAGCGGUGCCACCGUGUGCUGCUGGCAGUGGUCUGCGUUAAUGGGAGGUUUACAGUGUUCUGAGGCAGCCCCAAAGCAGCGGGGGGCUGAGCGUGCGUUGCCCUGGGUUGACCUGGAUAGGCUGGAGAAGCGGGCUGGCAAAGUAGGCCCUUCCCACUGCCGUCCCGCCGGGAGCUCGGGGCUGAGGGAGCAGAGCCUCCAAGCGUGCGGAUCCGUGCUCCCAGUCCUUGUGGUGGGCUUCAAUUGCAGAAAUUCAGGUUGCCGAUGGAGAAGGUUGCUCAGGGAGGGCUGUGGCCUUUGGCGUCAGAGCUCCCCAGAGCCAGGCCGGAUGACAUCCCCUGGUGGCUGCGGGUACAGUUAAUGCUGCCCCGGUGCUGGGACGAGCUCCCUACCUGAGAUCCCUCCUUGCCAUAUAUUUUGUUAUUUUAUGACUUUAUGAACCUUAGGAUUUUGGGAUUUAUGCCUGGGCCGACCCCAAGGAGGCUCACACAGCGUCCCAUUCCCAAUCCUCCCCUCUGCCGGCACCGCGUGCCCUCCUGCUAACGGCCUGCUGGGGCCUGGGCUGAGCCGGCACCGCCGUGGGGCUGCCCGUGUGAGCGAGGGGGCUUCUUAAACCUCAUAUAUCCAACACGUAUCAUAUAUUUGUAUCGGAAGUGGAAGUUCUAUCGCAGAAACUCAGUCUGGGGUCAGGGAAGUAGUUUGGGGUUUCCGUAGGGGUAGGAUUGGCACAACCGUUAGUUCUUUUUUUUUUACUGCGUAAUGAAGUAGGUGGGCUAAAUCUGAUGGGUUUUUCCUCUCAGGCUCUCUGGGACGCGGGUCUUCUCACUGUAGCAGCAACCUCGUGUAUGUGUUACGGAACUGACUGUUUGGUUUUGCCUGCUGUUUUUUAAUUGAAAACGUAUUUUAAACCAAGCUAUUAAAUUUUAUAUGUUCCAUUUCUAA